AGUAUUCAGUUUUCGUUCAGUUGAUGGAGACAUAGCACAGCUUCGUGGUCUGUGGGAAUUAAUAUAAAUUUGUUUGUGUUUUCAAAGUUAUCUUUCUGUUUCAUUCUUGAAAUGGGUGACUUUUCAAAAUUUAAACCUGUCUGUGUUGAACUGUUGAAAACUCCGUCUGUGGAGAGAUUGAUAAAACUGAAAAACCUUGUCAGUAAAAGUGAGAAGAACUCAAUCCAGCAGUUGCAAGAAUAUAUAUUAUUUCCAUUAUUUAUCAUUGCAUCCAAUGAAGAGUUAAGAAGUGAAAAAAUGUUCUGUGCCGUUGGUGAAUGUUUACAAGAGGUUUGUCGUAAAUCAACAGUCAAGGUGUACAAAAUAUUUUCAGACUUUAUGCUGCAACUUCUGCUUGUUGUACACAAUGUCAACCCAACUGAGAAAAAAACUUUUCAGUCUGAAGAAGUCAAACUGGUUACGGUAGAAUCAUUGCUUGCCUUAUGGAAAUCGGCAUCAACUGAAGUUAUCCUUGAGUUGCUCUCAGAAGCAAGUAGACCACUACUAGGGCAUUUAGUGUUCACUUUACUUAAGGUUGCUGCUAAUGAAGAAAUGAAAGAGCUGAGGAUUUCUGCAUUAGAUAACCUCAUGGAGUUGUCUUGCACUCCAUCCAAUGGACUGGGCUCUUCACUUUCUGGUUUCUUCCCGGGAACAUGUACAAAUAUGCUGAAAAUUAUAAACGGAACGAUAAAACAAUCUCACGUUUUAACUAUGAGAGCGGUCGAGGUUUUUUCCAAAUGGAUCAGAAUCAUUUUAAACAACAACCGUUUUGAUAAUGAUGAAAAAUCCGAAAACGAUCAAUGGCUCCAACAAACCCGCACCAACGUACAUUUGGUUUUCGAGAAGAUGAUGAAAAAUCCGGAAAUGCAUUGGAAAGUGAAACUUGAAAUGAUUUCUCUGGUCGCUGGUGUGGUGGAGGAUUGCUCAGUUACUUUGGAACCUUCGCUGCCUUUGCUAAUCAAGAAAUUAGUUCAGUUCACCGCUGAUGAGUGUCCAGAAGUUGAGCGUGCAGCAAAAGAACGAAUCACAAAUCUGAGCUUUUCUCAAACUAACUUUGAUUCGGCAAUAAGACAAAAUCUUUAUGAUAUUGUGACGUGUUUGCCAAGGAUUGUGACUCAAGGAAUAACUCGUGACCAGCUGGUGGUUUUGCAAGAACUUCAGGGCCAUCUGACUUUGCUGGGGCCUCGUUUGGAACAAAGUCUGAUUUUCAGUGGUCUUCGGCAACGCUUAUUUAAAGGUUUGCUCAUCUCGGCCACUCUUGAACCGACUAAAGUCACAGAAAGGGACGACCCAUUCAGUCUUCAAUACCUGCGAGAAGACAGAGUUGUCUCUCAGUUUGCAGCCUGCUGCUCCACGAUCGGCCGUCAUGGAAACUUGGCCGAUACAUCUGAUUAUCUCUUGGAUGUUGUUAGACAAAAAGAUUCCUUUGAUAAAGAAUCAGUCUAUGUUAUGGCUUUAGUACUAAAAGGUGCUGCUAUGGAUCUUCCUGUUCUCACGACCAUCAUAAGAGAAUACUCAACUUAUCUUACUCACUCGACCAGCGAACAUAAAAACGACAUCAUACUGGGCCAGUUGAUGUUGUUGGUGAUCGGCGAAGCUGCGAUUCAAAUGGGGACUGACUUUUCGUCCAUGUUGCUAACUGCCCUGAAACCUGUGUUGGAAAAAGCCGGCAAUCCGGACUUCUGUGAAGCAGGAGUUCGGUCCCUUCAAUGUAUGACAGAUGCAUUGCGUCUAACUUCUGUAUCCAAGCUACUCGAAGAGAAUGCAGACUACUAUGCACCCCAGUUGACCUUCCAAUUACGAAACAUCGUUCGAUAUCCGCGCGCAAUUGAUCUACUCCGAGCGUUACUGAUGCUUUCCGACAUUCGCAUGGAACACUGGCUGGAACGAAUGGUUGAACAUGCUUUGAAAGGACUGGACAAGAGUCAUUCUCUCCGAGCUCUUCCAUACGUCCAGGUACUUGAACUGUAUUCGAAAGCCGCGCACAACACGAGACCUGCCGGACCAGCCUGCGCUAAACCUCUAUCGAAAGGCGAAACUCUUGAAAAAGAGGAAUUAAUCCAGCGCAUUGUUGAUUACAAAGCAAACAUUAAGCUGAGUGAGACAUAUUUGGAAACAAAUGAAGAAGAAGAAAUUUGUGAUGCUAAUACGGAAGAACCGGAACAGAUCGAUGAUCCUGAAGUCGAAGAAGAAAAAAAGGUGAUCCCACCUCAAAUUACUCUUGUAGCCGAUAUUUUGGAUCGCUGCACGAAGAUAUUGCCACAAUCUACCGAAGAAAAACUCUACGCCAGUUUGAUGCAAACCAUUUGCUUAUCAGUAGAGGUGCUUUCUUCUCACGAAGAUAUUUUUUUGCCGAAAGUGCACAAACUUUGGGAGCCUUUAAAGAAUCAGCUGUUGGGAACAUCACAUCUCAAACAGAGGCAGGCGUUUGAGAUUUUCCUUUCAUUAGUUCGUCGCUGCCCAGAUUUUAUUCGCCAUCGAGCUGUCAAAGAAAUUCUUCAUAAAUUGGUGCUAUUCCUGCAAAGCCAGGCUACUGCUAGUCGUGGCCGAUCUAGCAGAGCGCACAUUGCCAGCCAGUCGUACAAAUUACAAAAAUCCGUACUAUCCGCCAUGGCCACCCUAGUUGAAUUCAUCGAUCCACCUGUAUUGGAAGUUUGUAAAAUCGUUCAAGCGAUUUCUUUGUACCUCAGCAACCAACAGAUUUCAGAACUUCAGAGUUUAGCAAAGGACAACUUGGUCGCCAUAGCCAAAUAUCACUCGGGGUCCGUUUGGUUAACUUUACAUAGCAUGGUGUCUAGACGGACUUUAACACGCCCAGGUUUUCGAUCCAUCAUGGUUGGUACUACAAACGACGAAAGUGAAUUUACAGUCAACGCUGAAGAAUUGGUCAAACAGCUGUUCCCCCUUACUUGUUCAGGUCACCAUUAAACGGAUAUCAAGGUAUAGACGAAUCGACUGUA
Messenger RNA from Daphnia pulex (common water flea), 2999 nucleotides. RefSeq names its product TELO2-interacting protein 1 homolog (gene Tti1). Lineage: Eukaryota; Metazoa; Arthropoda; Branchiopoda; Diplostraca; Daphniidae. The transcript has 9 exons. The record is from RefSeq and is a predicted model, not a curated record. Bases 112 to 2967 code for a protein of 951 amino acids. Gene Ontology annotation, biological process: chromatin remodeling. Gene Ontology annotation, cellular component: cytoplasm.